This is a messenger RNA of Lathyrus sativus (Indian pea), 852 nucleotides long. NCBI's taxonomy places the organism in Eukaryota, Viridiplantae, Streptophyta, Magnoliopsida, Fabales, Fabaceae. The record is from the annotation of a GenBank genome assembly.
AUGGCUUUCUCAUGCUCAAACCUUCCCAUUCAAAAGCUAUUUUCAUCCAAAUUUGUUUUACUCAUCUUCACCACUUUCUAUCUCUCGCUAGCAGCAACAAAAGCUAACUCACAAAAAACAGUUUCCUUCAACGUCACUGAUGGGAAAAACCGAUGGCCAAAAUCUGAUUUUAUUUUCCAAGGCGAUGCCUUGAUUUUUCCCGAUGGAGUGUUGUCACUGACCGAUGUUGCCUAUACUAGUAUAGGUCGUGUAUUGUACUCAACUCCAGUUCCCAUUUGGGACAGAACCACCGGCAACGUUGCCAAUUUUGUCACUUCUUUUACUUUUGAGAUUUACACCUGGCCAGGUAUUCAGCCUGGUGAUGGAUUGAUUUUCUUUCUUACCGAUCCAGCAAACAAGAAAAUUCCUGCCAACUCGGGUCAAGGACUUUUAGGAGUUGCAGAUGCAAAGAAUAGUUUGAAUAAUUUUAUUGGUGUAGAGUUUGACAAUUAUGUUGAUACAUGGGAUCCCAAAUUUACACAUAUUGGAAUUGAUCUCAACUCAAUAUAUUCAACGAAAUGCACGGAAUGGAAGCUUGUGCCAGCUUAUUUGGUUAAAGUUGAAAUAGCAUAUGACUCUCCUACAAGUACCAUGACUGUUGUUGUCACCGACGAAUUUGGUAAUACCUCCAAACUUUCUCAAAUAUUUGAUUUGAAGUGUGUGCUCUCAGACACGGUUUUGGUUGGUAUUUCUGGUUCUUCAAGAAUUGCUCAAGCACAUGAUAUCCAUUCAUGGUCUUUCAGUUCAACCUUGGACACAACUGCAAGGAGCAGCUCAGACAGGACCAACAACAAUAAAGAAAGCUACGCAUGA